UUCUAGGGGUCGAUGGCGAAUCGCCUGCCUCCUUUCGCGUGAAUUUUUGCUUUCUGUAAAAAAUAGUUGAUCGUUAUUUUGCGAUAACGAUCUCGUCGUUGAGCGCAUUACUCACGGCAACUGUUGAUCGGUGGUCGGGUCUUGUUCGAUCGACGAAAUACUUUGGGCAUGGUGUCGAGUUUCACCGCUGGAUCUGCUCUCGUCUUCGUCGUCGUCGUUGUUCUCUUCGUUUCUCUUGUACCAUUUCAAAGUGAAAUAGGCGAUCGCGACGAGUGCGACGUAAAAGAAAAUCACACCGAGCCAAUUGGUCGCGGCGGCGGGUUUGUUGUGCAGCCGAUUUUCCGGAUAACCGUGACUCAGGGAAUUUUUCGACCAUAUCCACGGGAACUCGGAGACCCACUUGAGCAAUCGAGAAAAUUCAUUCGUGUUUGUAGGAGUAGCUGCCGUCACGCACAAAGACGCAAUUUCAGCAGCUCGACCAAACUCGAUGCCACCGGCCUUCCGAAUUGCGCGCACAGCCCAACGCCGUACAAGGGUGCAAGCUACGAGCGAGUGAUGAAGUCGCGCGAGUGCAUGGUGACGACGGCCCAGAAGCCGUUCUACAAGAAGCCGCUGCUGCUGCACGAGGGCCGCGGCCAGUGGCUCUGGGACCACGAGGGCAAGCGCUACCUCGAUAUGUUCGCCGGCAUAGCCACCGUCUCGGUGGGCCACUGCCAUCCAAAAGUCGUCGAAGCGGCCACCCAACAGUCCCGUCAACUGGGCCACACCACCGCUGUCUAUCUGCACCCUCGCUACCACGAGUACGCCGAAAAGCUGACGAGCAAACUUCCGGCGCCGCUGAGCUGCGUCUACCUGACCAACAGCGGCAGCGAAGCCACCGAACUGGCGAUACAGCUGGCCCGCAUCUACACGGGCCGCCACGAGGUCGUCUCGCUGCGCAACUGCUACCACGGCGGCACCGGGGUCGCUGCCUCGGCGACCUGCAUGAGCGUCUACAAGUACCCGAUUAUGCCGCUGCCCGGCCACGUGCACGUCGCGAAUCCGGACGUGUACAGAGGACCCUGGGGAGGUCGCAACUGCCGCGACAGUCCCUGCCAGGCGAAUCGCGACUGCGCCUGCACGGGUAACAAGUGCGAGGCCGAGGAUCGCUACCUCGAGCAGUUCGACGAGCUCUACCGGACGCAGCUGCCAUCGGACGGCAAGAUAGCCGCGUUCACCGCCGAGAGCAUCCAGGGCGUGGGUGGCACGGUUCAGUUCCCCCGUAACUAUCUGCGCCGCGUGUACGAGGCGGUGCGCUCGAGGGGCGGCCUGUGCAUCGCCGACGAGGUGCAGACGGGCUUCGCGCGCACCGGCACGCACUUCUGGGGCUUCGAGGCCCACGGCGUCCGACCCGACAUCGUCGUCAUGGCCAAGGGCAUCGGCAACGGCUAUCCGCUCGGGGCGGUGGUCACGACGCCCGAGGUGUCGCAGGCCCUCGCCCGGGCCAGCUACUUCAACACCUACGCCGGCAAUCCGGUGGCUUGCGCCGUUGGCAACGCCGUCGUUCAAGUCAUCGAGGAAGAGUCGCUUCAGGAAAAUGCCCAUACCGUGGGUACGCAACUGCUCCACGACCUGGCCUCGCUGAUGCGAGAAUUCCCCGAGACGAUCGGCGACGUGCGCGGCAAGGGUCUGAUGAUCGGCGUCGAGCUCGUCGCGGAUCCGGAAACCCGCGAAUUUCUCCCGGCCGACGACGUCGCCUUCAUCUUCGAGGACAUCAAGGACAGCGGAGUACUCAUCGGUCGCGGCGGCGUCAAGGGCAACGUGUUCCGUUUCAAACCGCCGCUCUGCGUCACCAAAGAGGACGCCACCUGCUCCGUGGACGUUUUUCGCGCCGCUUUGAAGAAGUUCCGAGCUCAGAGGAAACGAUAAAUCGAUUAUUAUCAUAUUGUUGAUGCCGAUCUUUGUAUAAAUUAUUGAUAUCCGUACGCGAAUCGAAGAAAAUUAGAUCGAUUAAUGAUUCACGAGGAAAUAUUUUAUUGUUAUGGAAUCGAUAAUUGGAAAAAAAGAUGAAUUUUUAAUAGACAUUGUUUUGAAGUAAUAUCAUCUCGAAAUUCUUGAAAAUUUCAAAAACUUGCGGUUAAUCUUGUUGUUCCGGAAAAUUCUAUGGCGAACAAGUUCUAGAUUACUUAAAACUUUAAUCUAAAUAACAUAUGUAUUGAUUUUUAAUUUAAUAUAAAUACAUUUUUAUCAAAAACUGAA
Molecule: messenger RNA, 2238 nt
Organism: Trichogramma pretiosum
Lineage: Eukaryota; Metazoa; Arthropoda; Insecta; Hymenoptera; Trichogrammatidae
Product: alanine--glyoxylate aminotransferase 2, mitochondrial
Exons: 5
Coding region: 169-1908 (579 amino acids)
Biological process (GO): glyoxylate catabolic process
Cellular component (GO): mitochondrion
Molecular function (GO): L-alanine:glyoxylate transaminase activity; pyridoxal phosphate binding
Source: RefSeq, a predicted model, not a curated record